AUGAUGAUUUAUGCACAGAGAGAACCACUAGCAGAAUUAUGGAAUACAAGCAAUGAUCAAAUACCUGUGCUAUUGGCUAUUGAGGCGAAUUUAACCAUGGUGGACGAAAUCCUAAAGCCAUUAUUAGAAGUACAUAGCACAAGUUUUGGAGGAACUUACAUAAAUGUAAUAAUGAAUCGUAUAAUUAUUAAUACAGUAGACUACACUAAGGUUGAUAUCAUAAAAUCUGGAAUGGAAUCUUGUAAACAUUUAUUUAUUUUUAAAAAUGUAACUAAUUCCUUAACUACAUUAAGAAACUCGUUUGACCAAAUAUCAAAACGAGCUAAAAGCUUAAGACCCUUAUCCAUUGCAUGUUUUAUUGAUGUGGAACUUAAUAAUAUUGUUUUAUAUUUAUGGAGGGUUAAUAAUCAACAAAAUAGAGAGUUUUUAGAGGCCAUUGAACCAUAUAACGUAACUAAAAGGUUUUUUGAUCAACCUAGUGGUUCGCCUCCUGAUACUGAUACUGAUGUAGAUGAUCUAACGAUAAGAGAUAUAACCACUCCAAUCUUGGGUGGAGAUGGAAUAAUUAAUCGAGACGAAAAUAAACAAUGUUCAGUAGGUUAUUGGGCAAAAUCGAAAGAUUUAAAAACUAAUUACGUUUACAUCCAACCCUCUAAUUGGGUUUAUGAUGAAAAACAGUUUUCAACCGUUCGACGAACUGAAAACUUCAAACUAGUAACGGCUAUAAGGAAUGUAGAUUCUGAAAAUGAUGAGCUGAUUAUUUACGAUGACAAAGCUGUAUCCAGUUAUGGUGCUCAUAUAUGUAAGUCUGGCUACACUACACAUGUUACUUGUGGAUUCAUAAAAGGGUUCAACGGAAUUUAUACGAAUUUAAAAAAUCAAUUUAAAUCUCAAAUUAUUUUUUCAACCGCGAAAGUUAGUAGAGGUGACAGUGGAGGGAGUGUAUUUUCUUAUAAACAAAAUUUGCGACAUGUGAGCCUAAAUGGCAUAACCAUUAUGGGAGUUGAAGUUCUUGGGAGUUUAAAUGAUUAUAUUCAUGGAUAUCUACCAAUAAAAACAAUUUCUAAAGAAUUUCAAUUAAUACCUGUCUUGGCCGGUGAUUCUGAUAGCACCAGCACUAAUUAA
This is a messenger RNA of Cetraspora pellucida, 1125 nucleotides long. The record is from the annotation of a GenBank genome assembly. Lineage: Eukaryota; Fungi; Glomeromycota; Glomeromycetes; Diversisporales; Gigasporaceae.